Phaedon cochleariae (mustard beetle) is the source of this 1047-nucleotide messenger RNA. The record is from the annotation of a GenBank genome assembly. Lineage: Eukaryota; Metazoa; Arthropoda; Insecta; Coleoptera; Chrysomelidae.
GAAGGGAGAGAGCGAAAAUCUCGGUUCUGGUAAAGCGUGGGAGGAAACUGGAGUAAAAGUAUUACACACAACAAUAGAUUACCAAAUAACUUGAAUCAUAUAUAAACCAAAAUUAGUUCACGUGUGGUAGUAGGUACUUCUUUUGUCUGUGUGUGCAUAGCAAUUCGACUUGGCGUAACCUAAUUUCUGCAGCGAAGUGGCAUCAGUUUGUGUUCUGAAUAUUGUGAAUACUGCCUGUUGGAUACAAAAUGUUCGACAAAGUUGCCACUCUUACUGUUCUUGUAACAUUCUUGUCAUGCACCAAGAGCGAGCCUCCAAGUACCGACUAUGGGACUCCUCUUGGAGCACCAAUCAGCAGUUAUGGUACUCCAAAUUACAAUACGGAUAACUACGGGGAUCACAACAAUCAUGAUCAUGGUGGAGAGCCAAAAUCCUACGAAUUCGGUUACCAAGUGAAAGACGACUACACAGGAACCGACUACAACAGGCAGGAAUCCAGCGACGGAAAUCAAGUUCGUGGGCAAUACAGGGUGGCCCUUCCAGACGGUCGCACCCAGAUCGUGACAUAUUGGGCAGACUGGCAGAGCGGGUUCCAUGCUGAUGUCAAGUAUGAAGGGGAAGCUCACUAUCCUGAACAGUACAACAAGGGAGGCAACGGAGGAGGGUACAAUAAUGGAGGUUACAACGGCGAUGUGUCCAGCCAGUAUGGUGUUCCCGCAUAUGCCAACGGGUAUCAAUCUGGAUCAGCAGCAAGUUCAGGAGCGAUCAACAAUUUAGCAGGUGGCCAUGAUAACUACAACUACAAUAGCAAUAACAAUAACAACAAUUAUGAUUCAUACAACAAUGGAUACAGCAAAGCACCACCAAGUACUGUAUAUGGUCCGUUGUAGGUGUUGUAUUGGGAAAACUUGUUGACCUCUGUAUGUGUCAUGAAAUUUAAUAUUGAAUCUCAUAAUGAUGUUACAAUGCUUUGUAUAUAAUGCUCUUGAUAAGUUAUUUUAAUCACGCCAGUAUUUUGUAUUUUUUAUAAUAAAUAUUCAUGUUAUA